Messenger RNA from Lachancea lanzarotensis, 2220 nucleotides. It is a transcript of the gene CHS6, whose product is annotated as LALA0S08e06942g1_1. Gene Ontology annotation, biological process: Golgi to plasma membrane transport. Gene Ontology annotation, molecular function: protein binding. Gene Ontology annotation, cellular component: exomer complex. The transcript has a single exon. NCBI's taxonomy places the organism in Eukaryota, Fungi, Ascomycota, Saccharomycetes, Saccharomycetales, Saccharomycetaceae. Bases 1 to 2220 code for a protein of 739 amino acids. The record is from RefSeq and is a predicted model, not a curated record.
AUGAACCUUUUAUCAUGGAGAAAGAAGAAUGCUGGCAAUAGCUCUACCACUACGUUGAACAACGAAAAUCAUAAGGACGCAUUGUUCAAGGAUAGUAACCUUCGAUCCGUCGAAAACUUGACAGGGCAUAUGGAUCAAAAUCCUCGAAUACUAGAAAGCCAAUUUGGCGAGAGUUUCACGCUGCGAGGAAACCUACUACAAAGUUUAACAGGACCUAAACUUCUUGGAAUUGGGCCUCCGGAUAUGGUACACGUUACGAAAUACGACAAAUUCCGGCAAAUGGAAAUCGGUGAAUAUCACUAUUUGACAGGGCUCGAUACAUCUAGUGAAGCGGCACCAAUUGCAUAUCUAAAUGCAUUAAAGUUAAGCGAUGGACGGCAGACGGCACCUUCUAGUGCUUCGAGCUCUAAAAAUGGACAUAGAGUCAUGACCUAUUGCACUACUAAUGUGUUCAGCAAUGUCGAUAUCCGAAUUAGGUAUGAAUCGCCUACGCAUUUUCAGGUAAUUGCAGUCGACGCUCUGUCAGGUUCUUCAAACAUCCAGGUUUCGUCUAAACUUUGGGAAGAAACAUUUGUGAGCAGUUUUGUACGUGCUGUGGUGAUCAAUACCGAUCGAGAAAGGAAACUUCCGGGCCUUGUGGAGCUUUCAAUUGCGCUAGAGAAUGGAGGGUUUUAUGCUGAAAAAUGUACCGCGUUGCUUUGUGAGUUUUUGCCGCGUGGCCCAGAAUUGGGUUGCGAUUUGGCUCGACACAGCUAUGUGUCUUACAAGAAUAACUACUUAAUUGAAUCAUUAUUGACAUUUUUGCAGAUAGCAGGAAAACUCAACGGGCCGGUCAUCGAAAUGCUACAGAAACUAAUCGAGACGGAUGCACCAAAUGAACAAUGCUACAGGACAGCACUAACGUCAGUGCUGAUCAACAGUGAAGCUCAUGAUUCCUUGGCCAUCAGGACUUUGAAUGAAAGCAUGUCAAGUUUGUUCGCGACUGGCGCAUCUAGAUUAGAACAAGACCAACUUACCUAUGUUUCCGAUCUUUUAAAUUUGCAAAUUGAAUUCCUUCUCUGUAAAGGUGACUUUCAACUAGCAUUGCCAUUGGCCAAGAGGUCUACUGCUGUAUGUUCUGAUAAUUUCGAAGGAUGGGUGAAACUGGCAAGAUGCUACGUCUUGUCUGGAGACUUUAAAAAUGCUCUUUUGGCAAUCAAUUCUCUGCCUAUGCUGCCAUCUUCAGACCCAUCCCGAGAAGCCUUAUGGCAGAAACUUUUCGAAAACAAUUUCUAUUAUUACAAACCACUCGGUACGGGUCCGCGCUCUUAUCUGCAAUCGAGCGAGUACAAUUUUCUGUCCAACACUCUAAAGGUUGUGAAGGACCAUGACCUGAGUUCGAUGAUCUACGGGCGGAUUGUAAUGCCGCCUCAGAUGAACCGCGGUUGUAUCAAUGAAAUUUGGGAUGGUCCCUGCUCAGCCCUGGGUCCUAUUUAUGGUCCACAGAGUAAAAACCUGAUUAAUUUCGUGUCCCCACAGGAGGUGGCCUCACUAGAGGAUUCAGAUCUGCUGAGAAGAAACACAAUGGCCUCACAGCUCAGCUGGUCGCUGUCGUGCGCAUAUGAGGUUCUCAUGAGCGUGGUGGCAGAUAUUGGGUGGAACAAACUGCUGGAGCUGCGUUCGGAGAUCUUUGUUAUGGAGCGAGAGCGCUCUGAAGAGUUCACUCCUACGCUCCGAUCAGAUUUCAAGACCAAACGUUUGUGUGAGAAGUGGUUAGAUGACCUCUUCUUGGGUCUAUAUGAGGACCUUAAGAUCACGUACAACGCUCAAGAACAUCGCGAAGAAAAGUAUAGCGGCUUAGAAUGGGAACUGCUUGGACUUACACAUCUUCGCACCUGGAACUGGACCGAUGCUGUACCGUGUUUACGGACCAGCGUCAUGGCCCGAUUUGACGUUGUCAGUGCAGAUGCUCUGCUCGAUCUGUUUCUGAGCCGCAAGCAUCCCGUUUCCGAAGUACUGGAUCCAGAUGUUUUGCUGGCUCUGGUUGUCGACAAGAUCAGUUACGAUAGUCGUUUCUACAACUACUUACAGUUGCCAGCCCUGCACGUAUUGACCCAACUUUGCACGCUUUCCGGAUUGGAUAACGUGAGAAACCGAGUUUAUGCACUUCCUAAUACACAAAGAGGGAUAGUUGCUUUAAUGGAUAAGCUACUGGACUACAUCUCUGAAUUGAAUGGCUAA